CUUAUCUGAAACGUGACACCACACUCUGAAAAAUUCCUCCGCCUUACAAAACUUGCGAUUAACAUCGUCUCUACUGAGUGACGAUUAACCACCGACCAAUCAGCCAUGAAUAUUGCUCAGAUUCUCUUCUUUUUCACGUCCCUUCUGCUUCUGCUUCACGCAUCCACGGCGGAGCAUCAAAAUUUUUCAAACGCUGGUGGUGAUGGAGACACCAUCAUAUUCACCACUCUAGGACGAUCGCGUUACGAAUUCGACAUAUUCGCCCUCUCAACGGCUAAACCGCCGUCAGUUUCCGACGAGCUCCGGAUCACCGAUGGAGAAUCGGUAAACUUCAAUGGCUAUUUCCCUUCUCCUUCUCCGGCGCUCAUCUCUCUUCUACCCGAUGAAACCCAAAUUCAAUUAGAAGAUUCGUCUCCUCUGCAUCUCAUCUACGUCACCGAGAGAAACGGUACUUCUAGCUUAUACUACGAUCUGAUAUACGGAGGCGUCGAUUCUGAUUCCAAAAGGAGACGACGAUCGGUGUUAGAAGCACCGUCUCGAGUCCAAGUUCCUUUGUUAUCCGGCUUUGAUCAACGGAGUGGCAUGACGGUAAAUUCGUUUAAAGAUAAGCCUAGUUUGAGUGGUGAGUUUUUAGUCUACGUGUCAACUCACGAGAACUCUGGUGAGCCUAGGACUAGCUGGACCGCCGUUUACUCUACCGAGUUGAGAACCGGGUUAACCCGACGGUUGACGCCGAGUGGUGUAGCUGAUUUUAGCCCCGCGGUUUCGCCUUCCGGGAAUUUGACGGCGGUGGCUUCAUACGGAGAGAGAGGCUGGACAGGGGAAAUUGAAGAGCUAAGUACGGAUAUUUAUGUGUUCUUGACUCGGGAUGGGACUCACCGAGUUAAGGUGGUGGAGCACGGUGGUUGGCCUUGUUGGGUCGAUGACUCCACUUUGUAUUUCCAUAGAAGAAGCGAGGAGGAUGGUUGGAUCAGUGUGUACAGAGCCAUCUUACCUGAUAACGGGCCGUUGACUACAGAGUCAGUGACAAUUCAGCGAGUUACACCACUUGGAGUUCACGCUUUCACACCGGCGACGUCACCAAACAACCACAAGUUCAUAGCGGUGGCGACGAGGAGACCUGGCUCAGAUUACCGCCACGUGGAGUUUUUUGAUCUGAAGAGGAAUGAGUUUAUUGAGUUGACUCGUUUGGUGGCGCCGGAGAGUCAUCAUCUGAACCCGUUCUUGUCCCCUGAUGCGUCUCGAGUCGGAUACCAUAGUUGUAGAGGCGAGGCUAAUGGAAGGAGAAAUCCUCUGCUUUUCCUAGAGAAUAUUCAAACCACCACAAAGGAUCUUUCUCUCUUUAGAAUCGAUGGUUCAUUUCCUUCCUUCUCACCAAGGGGUGAUCGUAUAGCAUACGUCAGAAUGCCUGGUGUGUUUGUGGUGAAGCCCGAUGGUUCAGGGCAGCGUGAAGUGUACAAUGGAAUGGCGUUUUCGACAGCUUGGGAUCCGGUUCGACCAGGAAUUGUCUAUUCUAGCUCAGGUCCAACUUUUGCUACAGAGAGAACAGAGGUUGAUGUCAUCGCCAUUGACGUGGAUGCAUCUGACAAGUCAUCUUCCGUGAGGAGGCUAACGACUAACGGGAAAAACAAUGCUUUCCCAUGGCCAUCUCCGGAUGGUAAGCAGAUAGUGUUUCGUUCGGGCAGAACUGGUCACAAAAACCUUUACAUAAUGGAUGCUGAGAAAGGCGAAAGCGGUGGUCUAUGGAGGUUAACCGAAGGUGUGUGGACUGACACAAUGUGUAACUGGUCACCUGAUGGCGAAUGGAUCGCGUUUGCAUCUGAUCGAGAAAGCCCUGGCUCGGGUAGUUUCGAGCUGUUCUUGAUACAUCCAAACGGAACAGGGAUAAGGAAGCUUAUCCAAAGCGGGACGGGUGGGAGAACUAACCACCCGGUUUUUAGCCCGGACAGUAAAUCCUUAGUUUUUACAUCUGAUUAUGCUGGAAUCUCCGGAGAACCGAUCUCAAACCCGCAUUCGUACCAACCGUAUGGCGAUAUUUUCACGGUGAAACUGGAUGGCUCUAAUCUAAGGAGGCUGACACAUAACUCUUACGAAGAUGGGACACCGGCAUGGUCCCCUCGUUUCAUCAACCCCGAUGAUGUAGUGUUACGCAGGAGGAAUAUUUCGAGUUGUUCGUUCGAAGACUGUCACUGGCUCAACAAGUACCCUACACUAAAAGGCCGAAAAAUCUCUUGUUGAUAUGUAUAUAUAUAUAUAUAUAUAUAUAGUAGUAUAUGUUUGCAGAGAGUGUGGAGUAUCAUAGUAUCCUUUUUCAAAGUUUCAGCGAUGUAUCCCACAGCUUGUAAUAUGAGACUGUCAAUGUAUAUGAUGAAGACUGUCAAUGUAUAUGCACAAGAUAAGACAGUUCUAUUAA
Messenger RNA from Camelina sativa (false flax), 2413 nucleotides. RefSeq lists its product as uncharacterized. The record is from RefSeq and is a predicted model, not a curated record. NCBI's taxonomy places the organism in Eukaryota, Viridiplantae, Streptophyta, Magnoliopsida, Brassicales, Brassicaceae.